UGAGCUAUUUUUUAACCCAAAUUUGAGGAUGUAGGUCAAGCUGAACCAAAGGCAUUUUCCAUCAAAUUAGGAAUUUGUUGGUAAGUAGAAUUAUUUUCAUUGUUUAAGCAUAUAAUUUAACAAAUGUGUAUAUCUUUAAUGUAAUGCAAUAUAUUCUAAAUUCGGUCAAAUGGAUGGAAAUUGAUCGCAGGAAAAGAAAGCGGAAGUGAAAUUUGACAGUCUGACAUUGAAAAUGUAAACAGAUCAAAAUCUAGCAGAUAUUCACUUUUUGCAUACUUAUGAUGACUGAAAUAUAAUGUGGCAAUUGUGUAUAUUGUAGUGAUGAAUAUUUAUAGCAUCUGUGAAUACAAAUGUUUCAAUAAUUUCUUGAACUAUACCGAAUUUCCAGCUGUUUCUUAACCAAGUGCCCUUCUAGUUUUUGUCAUAGUUUCGUUAAAAAUAGGAAUUUUUGAAUUUUCUUUUCAGUAUUUUUAUCCUAAAGAAUAGUACAGUCAGAAAUUACUCAUAUCUCAUUUUCGCCCAAAAAGUGGUUUCGGGCCAAAAAUCCCGUGACUGGUCACAUAUGUUUAACUAUUUUGACAGUAUGCACUAGAUUUAUAUAUUAAGAUAAAAUAGGAUACUCACGGUUAAUUCAAAACUUAAAAUAUUACCUGUCUAAUAUUUAUAAAUUGAAAACAUUAAAUCAUUUAAGCGGGGUUGUAGAUAACAUUCAGUAUAACCAACACGUGUAAAACGUUUACAUAUUGGUUAUCAAUACCUCGUUUCAUAUCUCGUGUUUGGACUGGGUUUAAAACUGCUCGAGGGCGGAAGUAAUAUACAUUUGGAAAGGAACAGGUUGUACAAAAUGCCAUCAACAUUUUUCAUUUGAGAACCACCCGAACCAGUGACUAUGUCGACCUUUCUGGUAGUCGCCAGCAUAGAUUUUGGAACCACCUACUCGGGAUGGGCCUACUCAUUCCGCCACGAGUUCGAAGAAAACCCCGCUAAAGUGAACGCAAAAACAUGGCACGGCGGCAAUUUUGUUUCACUUAAAGGCCCAACAUGUGUCCUUAUUAAACCAGAUGGGAAGACCAUUGAAGCUUUUGGCUACGAUGCUGAGACCCAAUAUGCAGAUCUAGCCGCUGAGAAUAAACACAAAGAGUGGUACUACUUUCGGAGGUUCAAAAUGAAGCUUUUUGACAAAGAAACACUGACGAUGUCUUUAGAGAUUGAAGAUGAAGAUGGAAAGCGGCUGAAAGCAAGCACGGUCUUUUCCUUGUCCAUUCGCUAUCUGAAGGACGAUUUAAUGAAAACUUCUUCUGACAAAUUAAGUGGCGAUAUCACGCAUAAGGACAUUCAUUGGGUUAUCACAGUCCCAGCAAUUUGGAGUGAACCGGCCAAGAAAUUCAUGCGUGAGGCAGCUAGAGAGGCUGGCAUACCAUUUGGUCAGUUGAGCAUUUGCCUCGAACCGGAGGCGGCUUCCAUUUAUUGCCGCCAUUUGCUAAUGGAAAAAAGUUCUGACACCUCCGUGUCAACUUUCAAACCGGGAACAAAAUACUUGGUCUUGGAUGCUGGCGGUGGUACUGUGGACAUAACAGUUCACGAAAUCACUCAAGAGGGAAAACUGAAAGAACUUUUACAGGCAUCAGGGGGCGCAUGGGGUGGCACAAAGGUAGACGAUGCGUUUCUAGAGCUAUUCAAUAAAAUAGCAGGUGUUAACAUUAUCGAGAGACUAAAAAGUGAAAAUAUGGAAGAUUACUUAGAACUGAUAAGAAAUUUCGAAGUGAAGAAACGGGAUAUCAUUGACAAACCUGGGAUAACCGUCAUUCGUAUUCCAAUCAGUUUGAUGGAACUUGCUGAAGAGAUGACCGGAAAAAGUCUCAAGCAAUUGCUGCAAAAUUCGCCGUAUAAAGAAAGCAUCCGACAGGACAAAGAUAAGUUAAAAUUUGACACAUCAGUAUUAGUGUCAAUUUUCAACACUACAAUAGAGAAUAUCGUUGGCCAUGUUGGAACACUAUUUCAGAAGACGGCUACGGGUUGCCAAACUGUUCUGAUGGUUGGGGGAUUUUCAGACUCUAAACUGCUACAAGACAAAGUUAAGGUUGCGUUUAACAAAAAAACCCUGAUAGUUCCUCCGGAUGCAGGUUUGGCUGUAUUGAAAGGAGCAGUUGUUUUUGGACACAAUAGGAGGGAAAUUGUAUCGCGAAUUGCAAGAUAUUCGUAUGGUUUAUCUGCUUGUGUAAAAUUCGAACCGAAGUCACAUCCAGAGGAAAAACUGAUUAUUGUAGAAGGUAAACCAAAAUGUAAGGGAUGUUUUUCCACACUUGUUCGAAAGUACGAAACAGUUGACAUGGAAACAGCAUGCAAACAAAAAGGCUUUAGUCCACUUAGGCCAUUUUCAUAUUUUGAUGCUAAUCUGUAUUGCUCAUCAAAAGAGUAUCCACAAUAUGUCGACGAAGAAGGUUGCCACCAUAUUGGACGUUUUAAAGUGAAUUGUCGCGAUAAAUUUGGAAAUAUUGGAAGUGCAAAUCUAUCCCUUCUCUUUGGGGGCACGGAGGUUGAAGCUCGGGCAGUUUUACAAAGUACCCUUGAAGAAGCUACAGCAACCUUCGAUCUUCCUGAUUAAAUAUCUACAGCUUGUACAUGUACUGAAUGUUUAAUCGGAUUUUAUUUUGUUGUAAAAAAUAUUCCAAACCUUUACAAACAGUUUUCAAGUAAUUUAUUAGUGUGUAUGAUAGCUCGUUAAAUUAAAAUAUACUUUAUGCAAAAAUAAGGACUUGCAAAAGCUACUGCCGUUGCUUCAGUACUUACCUGUUCGUCCCUACACGUCUCUGAUGUUCAUUUAAUUUAUUCAAAAAUAUCAAAUGUAAACACUUCAAACUUGGAACAUUUGCUAACAGAAAAAAAAUUGUGCAUAGAUAUACCAACUUUCAUCAACUUAAAAGUUUUGAAUGGAUGCGAAUGAAACUUGAUGCAUCACUAAACGACGAUUUUAUAUGAACAUCAGAAAAACUAAGUGACUAAGUAUUCAAAAUGCAUGUGUUUUUUUUUCAAAAACUUAUUUCGUAAAAUGAUUGACAAUGAAGGAUUAACGGCAAUAUCUAUUUCUGCACAUUUUACGAAUCAUAACUCUGUGACACAUUGUUUUCCGAAAAGCAUCGUUGUUUAAGGAAUUGUUUAAGUAAGUGAAGGACAAAUGUGUUUUUGCAUCCAUGUUAUUUUCUUUGAAACAUUAAACAUUGUUUUGCGUUAAAUGUGUAAAUAUUGUUAAAAGUGACUUUUGAUUGAAACAUUAUUUAAGAACUGCUUAGGUUUUAAACAGAGUUUUCAUUCUUUGACCCAUAUAUAUUAACACGUAUACUGUUAUGUAUAUCGAUAAACAUCUACUCUUGGUACAUAUUCACCUAUAGUUUGUUUAUUGAAUAUAAAAAAACAUAAUUGGAUAAUAAAAAAAAAUCUAAAAGUGACUACCUCUGUGGGUAACUUUUCCCUCGCAUACAAAAUCAGUAUCUGUUGUUCUAUUUGUGCUAGCAAAUUGAAUCAUGUUACCCUGAAAGCUUAGUCACACACAUGAACGCGUCAGUAGAUAUACUGAAGUGUGUAUUGUUAUGCAACUGAAUUCAUGACAUAUCAAAAUAGUAUGAACAAAUUAGUCAUUAAAUAAAAUGUAUGAUUUGUAUUAUUUUUGUAAUUGACAACAUAUAACUUUUAAAUCAUUACUGUAAGAACAUUUUGUAUGGUAUUGCAUUUCUCACUUAUAAAGUCU
Mya arenaria is the source of this 3745-nucleotide messenger RNA. RefSeq names its product heat shock 70 kDa protein 12A-like. The record is from RefSeq and is a predicted model, not a curated record. Gene Ontology annotation, molecular function: ATP binding; ATP-dependent protein folding chaperone. The transcript is spliced from 7 exons. Bases 890 to 2605 code for a protein of 571 amino acids. Lineage: Eukaryota; Metazoa; Mollusca; Bivalvia; Myida; Myidae.